Molecule: messenger RNA, 1390 nt
Organism: Salvia splendens (bonfire salvia)
Lineage: Eukaryota; Viridiplantae; Streptophyta; Magnoliopsida; Lamiales; Lamiaceae
Product: phosphoglycerate mutase-like protein 1
Exons: 10
Coding region: 362-1093 (243 amino acids)
Cellular component (GO): cytoplasm
Molecular function (GO): phosphatase activity
Source: RefSeq, a predicted model, not a curated record
AAUUAAUAAUUUCUUGCUUGAAGAAUCAAGACAAAACAAAAUGCCUAAUCCCAUUUCCAUCGUUCAUUAAUCUUGCAUCGAUCACAUGUUCGCCACCACUACUUUAAAUCCCACAUCUCUUUCUUCUUCUCUCAUUCCGGAUUCCCAUUUUCUCCGUCUUCACCAAUCCAAGGGGGAGCUUCACAACACUUGCGCUGCUCCUCUUCACUACUCAAUAUGGAUAAUGGCGUUUGCCCGAGUUUGUUCCCACUGCACCGCAGCAAAACCAUCCACCUGGUUGGUAUCUCUAUUUUGAUACUUCAAGGUGAGGCAUGCUCAGGGAAUCCACAAUGUAGAUGGAGACAAGAACUACAAAGCUUUCAUGUCUCCGGAAUAUUUUGAUGCGCACCUAACUCAAUUGGGCUGGCAGCAGGUUGACAACCUGCGUAAACAUGUGCAUUCGAGUGGCCUCAUAAAGAGCAUUGAUUUGGUCAUUACGUCUCCAUUGCUAAGGACCAUGCAAACUGCUGUCGGGGUAUUUGGUGGCGAGGCAUAUUCUGACAAGAUGGAUAUUGUACCACUAAUGGUGGAAAAUGCUGGAAAUAGUGACCAUCCUGCAAUUUCGAGCCUUGAUUGCCCACCGAUUGUUGCAGUUGAACUCUGUCGAGAACAUCUGGGAGUUCAUCCUUGUGAUAAGAGGAGAAGCAUUAGCGAAUAUCGAUGCCUUUUCCCAGCUGUUGAUUUUUCACUGAUAGAGAGUGAUGAUGAUGUAUUAUGGAAGGCUGAUGUCAGAGAGACCAAGGAUGAGGUUGCAGCUAGGGGAAUGAACUUCAUGAACUGGUUGUUCACACGGAAAGAGAAGGAGAUAGCAAUAGUUACACACAGCGGGUUCUUGUUCCACACACUAGCUGCCUUUGGCAAUGACUGCCACCCUCUUGUAAAGAAAGAAAUUUCUAGUCAUUUUGCCAACUGCGAGCUUCGUUCCAUGGUCAUCCUUGACAGAGGCAUGGUUGGGUCAGACUGUUCAUCAACUAACUAUCCCGGAAAGAUCCCCUCGGGGCUGGAUUCUCCGAGUGAUGCUGCUGCUGAUGCGAAGAAGGAAGGGAAAGAGUGACCAAACUCGUUGCAUCAAUAAAGAAAGUCUAAGCGAUGGAUGAGGCGAGAGCAAUUUAAGCACGCGUUGCUUCCAGUAAGUGGCGAUCCCGAGAAUCGACACAUCUCUUCAGAAAUAUGGUGCCUCUCUACCUAAUUAUCUUCUUUGUGCAGACAUUACUGAGUUUCUUCAUCAUCCCAUCUAUUAGUCUUUCCCACCAUGUGUGGUGAAUUUGUGGUUGAAUCAAUGUUUGAUUAUAAGCAUUGUGUUUUAGAUUUAUGCUUACUGGAAAAUGAUCAAUACAAAAAUGCUUAAAUA